Heterobasidion irregulare TC 32-1 is the source of this 487-nucleotide messenger RNA. RefSeq lists its product as uncharacterized. The transcript has a single exon. Lineage: Eukaryota; Fungi; Basidiomycota; Agaricomycetes; Russulales; Bondarzewiaceae. The coding region runs from base 10 to 399 and encodes 129 amino acids. The record is from RefSeq and is a predicted model, not a curated record.
GAAGAACUCAUGACACUUGUCAUGUCAUUGACCGCGGGCGGCAUGGCUGGCCAAUCACCCAUGCCUGUUCAGCCUCAAAACGGAUACCAGGAGGGUAAUCAGGGAUGGGCAGCUGGUCCGACGUCUCAAAACGGAAAUUGGCAAGGGACAAGAGGCGGAGGCCACUUUCCUCGAGGUGGACGCGGUGGCUACAUGUACGGCAGUGGCCGAGAAGAACAGGGACAGUGGGGCUACCAAAUGAACGAACAGGCUUCAGACGCUAUCGUUCUCGGGGGCGAUACUGAUCCAGUGCCGCUCCCGGAGAGCGAUACGGAAACAGGGAUUGGAGGAGUUCCAGCAGGUCGUAUGCAGCGAGUGGGAGACAGAUGGAUGUUUGUACGAGCAGGUGGAGGCUCGUGAUGGUGACGCGGUAGGGCUGUACACCAGUGCAGUACGCCAUUUUCUCGCACAGAUUAAUGCAUAGUCAAUAUCGGCUUUGACAUACCUC